Messenger RNA from Camelus dromedarius (Arabian camel), 1958 nucleotides. RefSeq names its product leucine rich repeat containing 27 (gene LRRC27). The transcript is spliced from 11 exons. NCBI's taxonomy places the organism in Eukaryota, Metazoa, Chordata, Mammalia, Artiodactyla, Camelidae. The record is from RefSeq and is a predicted model, not a curated record. Gene Ontology annotation, biological process: signal transduction. Gene Ontology annotation, molecular function: protein binding. Bases 371 to 1801 code for a protein of 476 amino acids.
GUAGGCUGGGCGUUUCCAUGGCGACCGCGUGGGCCUGCCGGCCUCCAUUGUUGCGCCGCGGCUCUCGGCUCGCGCGGGGCUUGCCGCCGGGCUGGUGGGCAGGCGCGCAGAUUUUCUCCAGUGCCUAAUUGGAGCCGGACCCAGAGCCGAUCACUGAGCCAAAACUGUAAACUGAACUGCAGGACCGGGCCCGGAGCGUAGCGCUGCCGGGAAUGGCACGGAACCACAGCACAGAUGAGACAGUGCAAACGUAGGUGCCCCCACUGCACUUCGUGGAGAGGACAUGUUGGCUCGUGGACUUUGAAAGGUGACUCCAGACCCAGGAGGAUGAGCAGUGGUCCCCUGAGGACUGCUUCCUCCUGGCUGACAGAUGGAAGGAGGCAGCCCCUGCGAGCCUCCCUGUGGGGCUGCUGACCCGGAAAGCAGCGCUGGUCACACCAGGUGUGAGCCCAUGUCCCCUGCCAGAGACGGUCACAGCCGCGUCCAGGGGGUCAUCUUUUCUUCCUCACCGAUUUUAGACUUGAGUGAAAGAGGUCUUCACCACUUAGGAGAGAUCUUUAACGUCCCCAACCUCAAACAAUUGCAUCUUCAAGGAAAUGCCCUCAGCACGAUUCCUAGGGAUUUCUUCCAGCUGCUGCCAAACCUCACUUGGCUAGACCUCCGCCACAAUCGAGUCACAGCGCUUCCGCCUGGGAUUGGCCGUCACCGGCAUCUGGAAACUUUGCUUUUAGAAAGAAAUCCUAUCAAAAUGUUACCUGUGGAGCUGGGAAGCGUGGCCACCCUGAGAGCACUGAACCUGAGACACUGCCCUCUGGAGUUCCCCCCGCCCCUGAUUGUGCAGAAGGGGCUGGGGGCCAUUCUGACCUUCCUGCGGAUCUGCGCGGCCGAGCACGCAUCCCCUCAGGGUUCGGCUCCUCGAGCAUCCCCAGUGACAGAAACGACCAGAGGUGAACUGUCGCCUUCCCUGGCGGGUGUGUCCCAAGAGCGUGUGCCUAACAGAGGACCCGCCGCUUCCCGGGCACUGGUGGGAAGCGGGCGCACAGCAGAGGCAGACUUGCUCCCCCCUGUUGAAAAGCUGGGCCUGAGUGAGCUGGGACGGUCCACCGACUCGUUGGAAGACUGGCCGAGCAAGGAGGAAAUCCAGCGCUUCUGGAAGCUGCGGCAGGAGAUCGUGGAGAACGAGCAGGCGGGGGUUCGGGAGAACCAGCUGCUGCCCGUGGAGCUGCCCCCAAACCUCAAGGCCGCGCUGAGCGCCGAGGAGAAGCCACGCCCUGCCCCGAGACCCGUGUUCAGGGGGAAGAGGCCCUCCUUCAAGAGCAUCCUGCCCGACCUCGCUGCCUCGCGCCAGGCCCUGGUGCACGUCUGUCGGCUGGAGCAGAGCCGGGACGCGGCCCUCCGGGAGCUGUGGGAGAAGCAGGUGCAGACGGAGCAGCGCAGGAGGGACCGGAGAGCGCUGCAGGAGUGGAGGGAGCAGACCCGGGUGAUGAGGAGUAGGAGGAGGGAGCUCAGCAGGUUCCCGCCCCUGCAGAGGAACCUGGUGACAUCAAAAAUUCCCUUUGCCACGGAUCUGAUGGAGAAUGAGAAAACCGGUGAAUUCACCUGGAAAAGUGAGACAAAGCAGAGAGAGAUCACUGCGCGCAAAUCAAGGAAAGCGGCCAGAAAGCUGCAGGAUGAAGUAAUGAAACUAAAGUUGAGGUCGACCUUGAACAGAAGCCAUCGGUGCCCGGCUCUCUGGGGAAGACUUUCACUCAGCCCGGCUGCAUCCCAGCCUCAGAAUAUAUUUUUUAACACGAAAUAUUAAGGAUCUGAAAAGGUUUACAGAUACUAAUGACAGAGUGUCACGUGUAUGGAUGGAAAAUCUCCCCACCUGGAAAAUGGGCCAGCGGCUCCUGCCUUCACAGUGUCGCCUCCUGGGGCUGUGGAAGGUGUGACCUACAUUAAAAGGACAAAACCGUGAA